Entamoeba invadens IP1 is the source of this 1437-nucleotide messenger RNA. RefSeq lists its product as hypothetical. The coding region runs from base 1 to 1437 and encodes 478 amino acids. The transcript has a single exon. The record is from RefSeq and is a predicted model, not a curated record. NCBI's taxonomy places the organism in Eukaryota, Evosea, Mastigamoebida, Endamoebidae.
AUGACAAACUGGAAAAAGAGAGCGAUGGAGGAAAUUGAUGAAAUAGAAAAGUCCAUCCAAGACGUUGUUAAACUAAUCGAUCAGUCAUUGCCAAACCUUCAAGAGCGCACAGAGAACUUCCGUGUUGUGAUUGAAAAAGCCUCUCAAAAUGCGUCUUCGAUCAAUAUGGAGAUUAAACGGAUCGAACGAACACAAACACGCAUUUCACAGGUUUUGGACACACUUUUGAAAGCCAAAGAGCAACGUUCUGUUCUACAAAAAUGUAAAGACGCUUUUCGUGCGAAAGACUUUGAUAACACCGUUCGGCAUUUCAUUCAGCUGAAGAGUUAUGGCACCAACUGCAGUCGGCUGAUGAAUGACGAGAUCUCGGUGUUAGAAAAAACGAUUCGAACUGAAUUUUCAAGUGGAUUGAAAGGCGCGACGGAGAAAGGGGAUAUGAAACAGACUCUGCGAUACACUGAUUUGUUGAUGAGAAUUGGAUUUGAGGAUGAAGGGUUACAACAAUACGUUUUGUAUUAUACCGGACUUAUUAAUAACGAAGCUUCUUCGAUUAAAGAGAAGUUACUUCGACUUGACAUCGCGACGAUAAAGACAAACGCAGUCUUUGCAGAGUCCGUGAAGGGGUUUGCUGAUUUUUCUUUAAAACUUGUGAUGCGGCAAAGUGCAAUUAAAGCGGAGGAAAUAUUUAAACCUGACAUCAUGUAUACCAUUGUAUCUAAGAUGUACAGCGAGAUCAGUACCUCAAUGUUGAUGCUGUUAAAUACGUUCUCCACUGUGAGGAGAAUCAACGCAUUGCAACAGGUCAAACCCAAAGAUAUGAGUGAGCAAGAGGUGAUCAUAGUGCUUGACGAGAUGUCGAUGAUCAGUUCUGUUUUUGUGGUUUGCAAAAUGAAAAUGGAAGAGUAUCUUGGUAACAUCAAAGCAAGUGAAGAAGUUAAAAAGAAGCCAGUUGACAGUUUGGUGAAAGUGGUUAAUGAAAUGGAGAAGGCGAUGAACACUUUUAUGAUCAUUCAAGAGAAUUACAUUACAAUGAUGUUCUCGAAGAACAUCAAAGAAAAGGUAAAAAUUGGGGAGUACAGCGAAGUGCUUGACUUGAUAUUCUACGAACUCCAACAAAGUGCAAAUCGUGUUGUAAUCAGUGGUUCCUUCCAGACGAGUUGUGCGGUCUUGAAUUUGAUAGUCACGACAAUUAAAACGUAUUUACUCAACAUGACAAAACAGGUGGUCCGUGAUAACACAAGUUUCAACAACGUCAAGUCUUCUGACGUCCUCAAAAAAGUCGACGAUUGCAAAUUGAAGAUACAAAAGUUGCAUUCUUCGAUAUCAGUGCGAAUGAACGACAUGUGGAGAAACAACGAGAAGAGUUUGGAGAUGAUCAACAUCGGGUUAGACGAAUUACUUGACACGCAAUUACUAUUUGACGCACUCAAAGCUUAA